AUGAUGGAGGAGUCGAAGCUGACACAUUUCCAGAGGCGAUACCUGAUGGACUGUGUGAAACGAGGAGAUACCCUGCCCCUCCAGUGCCAACCCACAUCCACCAAAGAGCCAGCACCUGCAGCACCUGCUUUCCCCCCAGCAGUUUGUCAGCCAUGCAGGCUUUCAGCUAAACCGCAUCUCCGACCUGCCAACGUCUGCCAGGCAGGAGAUGCCUACACCCGAGAGAAAUUCAAGCCACGGGCAAGGCGAGAUUUGGAAAAGGAGAAGCAAAGACUCCAAAACAUCUUAGCAACAGGGAAGGAUGUGGUGGAGCACAAAGUAAAGCAGAUGCUAGUUCAGACAAAGGAAGAGGAGAUACCUGAGCCCAACCGGUUUGAAGAACUGGUGAAUGAAGUUCAGGAGAGGAAGGAGUUCCUGGCAGAGAUGGAAGCUUUAGGACAGGGCAAGAAGUAUCGAAGGAUUGUCCUCACUGAAAUCUCACAGAAAAUGCGUGAGAUGGAGAUCAUUGACAAGAAGAGAAGUGAGGAAAUGAGAGAGAUCAUGACAAAAGACAUCUUCCCUGCUGGGGACAAAUCCGAUCCCCAUGACUAG
Molecule: messenger RNA, 591 nt
Organism: Balearica regulorum gibbericeps (East African grey crowned-crane)
Lineage: Eukaryota; Metazoa; Chordata; Aves; Gruiformes; Gruidae
Source: RefSeq, a predicted model, not a curated record